This is a messenger RNA of Populus nigra (black poplar), 1300 nucleotides long. Its product is annotated as gamma carbonic anhydrase 1, mitochondrial-like. The transcript has 6 exons. NCBI's taxonomy places the organism in Eukaryota, Viridiplantae, Streptophyta, Magnoliopsida, Malpighiales, Salicaceae. The record is from RefSeq and is a predicted model, not a curated record. Bases 147 to 962 code for a protein of 271 amino acids.
AAAGUGAUUGGUAGACAAGAUGGCACUCGUGUAGUGCACACGCAGGGAGUCUUUUGCACAGCGUUUUGAAGGGUAGUCAGUGUCUGCUCCUCCGCCUCCUCGCAUUUCUCGAAAAUAAAUCAAAAUCUGAUCAGGCAGAAGAUUAGAUGGGGACAUUAGGGAGAGCAAUCUACAGCGUAGGAUUCUGGAUCCGUGAAACCGGUCAAGCACUUGAUCGCCUUGGUUGCCGGCUUCAAGGAAACUACUACUUCCAAGAACAACUAUCUAGGCAUCGGACGCUCAUGAAUGUAUUUGAUAAAGCUCCUGUUGUUGAAAAGGAUGCGUUUGUAGCCCCUAGUGCAUCUAUAACUGGCAAUGUUCAUGUGGGAAGAGGUUCUUCCAUUUGGUACGGCUGUGUUUUGAGAGGUGAUGUUAACAGCAUCAGUGUUGGGUCUGGAACCAAUAUACAAGAUAAUUCUCUUGUUCAUGUUGCAAAGUCUAACUUAAGUGGAAAGGUUUUACCAACCAUCAUUGGGGAUAAUGUUUCUGUUGGUCAUAGUGCUGUUUUACAUGGAUGCACUGUUGAGGAUGAAGCAUUUGUUGGUACGGGUGCAACCCUGCUAGAUGGGGUAUGUGUUGAGAAACAUGCCAUGGUUGCUGCUGGAGCUCUUGUGAGGCAGAAUACUAGGAUUCCCUCUGGGGAGGUGUGGGGAGGCAAUCCAGCUAAGUUCCUGAGGAAGCUCACAGAAGAAGAGAUGGCCUUCAUCUCCCAAUCAGCAUUAAAUUAUGCCAAUUUGGCACAAGUUCACGCAGCAGAAAAUGCCAAGGGCUUUGAUGAAAUUGAGUUUGAGAAGGUGCUCCACAAGAAAUUCGCUCGCCGUGAUGAAGAAUACGAUUCAAUGCUUGGAGUUGUUCGGGAAACACCUCCAGAGCUUAUUCUUCCCAGUAAUAUGAUGCCAGACAAAAUGCCAAAAGCUGCUUGAAGUUUGGUUAUUCCAUUGAAGGUUUGUCCUCGUGAGAUUCAUGUCAACGGAUAGUUUGUUAUGUGGGGGUUUAAAGAGAAGGCUUCUUUUCAUUCCAAUAAUUUUGGGGGUUGAAGUGCUAAGGUCAAAUUAUACUGCAUAUUUCAGGCGUUUGGCCAUGCUCAUCCUCUUUGUUUUUGAGACUUGAGUUUCUUAUCCUUGAGAGAGAGAAAGAAAGAUCAACAGAACACCUUCCGGACCUUAUCAAGAAAGCCCUCAUGUAUUUGUACUUGCAGACCGUAAUUGCUUUGCAUAUGUUAACCAGAAAUAAAGAAUGUGGAAUCAGGUGCUUUUGGUCC